Molecule: messenger RNA, 1396 nt
Organism: Dentiscutata erythropus
Lineage: Eukaryota; Fungi; Glomeromycota; Glomeromycetes; Diversisporales; Gigasporaceae
Source: the annotation of a GenBank genome assembly
AAACUAAUAAAUCAAAUCAGUUAGCAACUGAGGAGUUUGAUCAAGAAGAAAUUUAUGAAUCAACCCGAUUAGAAUUAAAUGAAUCAAACCAAGAAACCAAUAAAUCAAACCAACAGGAAUCUAAUGAUGAUAAAAAACCACACCCUCCUGUAAAAUGCAUGUAUUGUCCAAAAACUUAUGAUCGUGGAAUUGCAACUCAAAUGCAAGCACAUUUAGAUAAUGAUUGUCAGGGUGCACCUAAUAAUGCAAAAACAAAAAAAAAAAAUUCAUCUCAAAUUUUUGAAAAUUUAGUUUUUAACAACAAUAAUUCAAUAACAUCUAAUCUUAAUAAACCUAAUAAUUUUUCUCAAAAACACACAAGAACUACAUUUAUUAAUGAUUUUGCUGAUAGUAUGAGUAAGAAAGAACAAGAAGAUCUCAAAUUUGCAUUAGCCCAAGCAUUAUUUGCUACGGGUGUAUCAUUUUCUUUUUUAGAAAAUCCAUAUGUUAUUGAAUUUUUUCAAAAAAUUCGUCCUGCUUUUAAAUUACCAAGUCGAUCAAAAUUGGCAAAUGAAUUAUUAGAUAAAGUUUACAAAAAAGUAAAAAAAGAAUCUGAUAAUAAAAUUGCAAAUGCACAAAGCUUGUUAAAAUAUUUUAAAUCGCAUCCACAAUCAAUGGCAAAACUUAAAUGUAUUCAACAAGAAAAUUAUUCUAAAGAAAUUUCACUAGUCUUACCUGCAAUUACACGAUGGGGCACCCAUUUUGAAUGUUUACAGUCAAUUAAAAAAUCAAAGAUCGCUUUAGAGCAAGCAUUAAUGGAUAUAAGAAUUCGAGAAAAUAUAAAUUCAGAUUUAAGAAAUUAUAUAUUAUCUGAUGAAUUCUGGGAAAAUUUGGAUUUAUUAAGUGCUAUUUUAGAACCAAUAGUAGUUACAUUAAAACAGCUUGAAUCAGAUAAUUCGACUCUUUCGUCUAUCUAUUUUUACUUCAAAAAAAUGGUAGAAGAGAUUUGUAAAAUUUCUUGUUGUUUUUCUGAUGAACUUAAUAAACUUGUUGAAGAACGAUGGGAAUAUACUUAUCAUCCAAUUCGAAUGGUGGCCUAUAUGUUAGAUCCACGGUUUUUAGAAACAAAUAAUCCAUCAGAAGAAGCUAUGGGAUAUUCUGAAUUUACAACAUUUACUAAAGAAAAAUUUGGUCAAGAUGAAUCUGUAACCUUGUUUAUUGAGUUGGUUAAAUUUCGCAAAAAAACCUCACCAUACAAUAAUGAAGUUAUUUGGAAUUCAGCAACAUCAUUUACUCCAUCGUUAUGUAAGUACGAUACUAGAACUGAUCAAGAAACUAAUUGUGAUAACAGUGAUAGCGAUGAAUUAUUCGAUAAUGGAUUUGAAACGAAUGUAAUAGAUUUGACAGCCAAUGAAAU